This is a messenger RNA of Macrosiphum euphorbiae (potato aphid), 2055 nucleotides long. The record is from the annotation of a GenBank genome assembly. Lineage: Eukaryota; Metazoa; Arthropoda; Insecta; Hemiptera; Aphididae.
AUGAAGAGAGGUGGAGAUUUGGCCCCAGAAGAAAAACCCAAACAUCGAACUCAAAAAUUCCGUUCGGAAUGGUUAACUGAUUGUGCUUGGAUUGAACAAGAUGCCGACGAGCUUAAAGCAAGGUGUAAAUUUUGCAACGUCUCUAUGGUUGCCGAAUUAACUGUAAUAAAAAACCAUGGGAAAGGAAAAAAACACUCGAGCAUUUUAAGUAACAGGUCAAAACAAAAAUCGAUGAUGUGUCUUACAUCGAAAACCCCGUCAGUUGAAAAGAAAAUCAAUAAGUCUGUGCAACAAGCGGAAAUUAAAUUGGCUGGUUACAUUGCAGAACAUAAUAUUUCAUUCCUAGCUUCGGAUCAUUUGACGGAUUUGUUGAAAGACAUAUUCCCCGAUUCAGAUAUUGCUAAAUCAAUGUCGAUGAAGCGAACAAAGAAGAAUGAACUUGCUAGUAUACUAAAGGGUGUUCAUUUCAGUUUGUUGACUGACGAAUCAACAGACAUCGCAACAGUCAAAACAUCGUGUGUAGUUGUGCGGUAUUAUGAUAAAAAUUCAAAGCGUAUUGAAAGUACGUUUUGGGAACUACAUAAUGUAUUUAAUUCAAAUAACCCAUCUUCGGCAAACGCUGAGCAAUUAUAUGAUGGGUUAUUAAAAACUUUGCAUGAUUUUAAUAUACCAUUGACAAAUAUAAUUGGUUUUGGUGCUGAUGGGUGUAAUGUUAUGAUGGGGGAGCAUAACUCAGUUGCUUCUAGACUACGAGACUCUUGCCCAGGCAUAUUUAUAAUGAAGUGUGUAUGUCACUCUGCACACCUCUGUGUGAGUGAAGCCUGCAAAUAUUUGCCAAGGUCGUGCGAAGACUUGGCAAGAAACAUUCACAAUUUCCUUAAAAGUAGUUCCAAGCGUCAAAGUGAACUUGUUCAAUUUCAAAGAUUCAUGGACAUUGAACCCCACAAAAUCCUUCACCCAUCUCAAACUAGAUGGUUAUCGCUUGGUGCUGUAGUGUCAAGACUAUUGGAGCAGUGGGAAGCACUAAAGUUAUAUUUUGCUGAUGCAUAUUUGGCACAGCGGUUAAUAGCAACGGAGCAAAUUUACCACAAUCUUAAUGAUCCGUUUAUGAAACUUUUCUAUUAUUUCCUUGAUUGGAUUCUUCCGAUGUUCAAUAAAUUUAAUAGUUUUUUCCAAACCAAGGAAGUUGUUGUGAAUGACUUACACGAGAUGGUGGUUGAACUAUAUACCGAAAUUCUUCAAUGUUUUCUGAAAAAAGAUUAUGUAUUCAGAACUCCAUUAAAUGACAUCAAUCCUAAAAAUGGCCAAUACCAACUGUUAAAUAGCCAGCUAUACUUGGGCAUAAAUGUAUUAAGAAAUAAAGAUAAAGCAGAAAUCGUUAAUGAUCCAUCUCGUUUGAAAGAUUUUUAUGAAAAGUGUAGACAGUUUUUACAGUCAGCUACUGUAGAAAUAAAAAAACGAUACAAAAUGAACGACCCUGUAUUGUCAAAGUUGAAAAUGCUUAAACCCAUCAAUGCUAUUUCACUAAGCUUCAGAGAUGAAAUACCAUCAUUAAUGUCAUUGAUGACUGCUGUACCAAGAAUUGUACCAGAGGAUAACACACAACUCAUGCAAUCCAUUGACAGCCAGUGGCGUAGACUGCCUCUUACAUUAGUUGGUUUAAAAGAGGAUAUUGAUAUCAAGUAUCCUGAUUUUUUUUGGUCAUCAGUCAAACAUAUUGUUGACUAUGACGAGUUAGCUGAUUUUUCACUUUCGGUUUUAAGUUUACCACAUGCCAAUGCUGACUGUGAAAGGGUGUUUUCUACAGUUAACUGCAUUAAGACCAAACAAAGGAAUAGAUUAAACACAGAUACCAUAAACGGGGCCCUUCAUGCAAAGCAGCACAUAAAAGGUGGAAAGGAAAGUGGUAAAACGUGCAUUAACUUCCUACCAAAUUAUGAAAUGUUUAGUCGAAUGACAAAAAACAUUUUAUAUCCUAAGACUGAUGACAACAAAGGUAUCACUGACAAUAUUUUUAAUGUUUUAAGAUUUGACGAUAAUGAGGAAGAAGACUAA